CCGCGCGGCGCUGCCGUGGCGCUGGGCGGGUGGAUGAGCCGGGUGGGUAAGGGGGAGCCAUAGCUAAGCUGUGGCUGCCCCGCUGAGCCACGCUUCCCGCAGGCGUUGCUCCCGUCCCCCUGCUCCUCCUGCUCUCUCGGCAGUUCCGGGCACGGCCAUGAGGCGCGCGGGGCUGGGUGAUGGAGUUGGUACCUAUGGGUACACUAACAGUGGAUACAGUGUUUAUGAAGAAGAAAAUGAAAGGUUAACAGAAAGUCUGCGUACAAAAGUUAGUGCCAUUAAAUCGCUUUCCAUUGAAAUUGGAACAGAAGUUAAAAACCAAAAUAAGAUGUUAUCAGAAAUGGAUAAUGAUUUUGACUCUACGGGUGGACUCCUAGGUGCAACUAUGAGCAGACUGAGAACACUGUCCAGAGGAAGCCAGACAAAGCUGUUAUGCUACAUGAUGCUCUUUGCAAUGUUUGUUUUUUUGGUUAUAUACUGGAUUAUUAAACUGAGGUGAUGCAUGUUACCUUUGGUUUAAAUUGUGUAAUUUCAACUAUAAAGCAGUCUUAAUGAAGACAUUGAUCUAAAGAGGCAUAUUUUGUUGAUAAAACACAGUGAAAUUGUUGUAAUUUGCAUUAGCUAUUAAUGCAAUGUUAUAUAUUGUUUUCUUAAUGUAGCAGAAUUUUUCCCAUCAUCCCCUAUUUUGGGGGGAUAGUUUGUAAAUUGCAGAAACUGCUAGCAUAGUAGGUUGGUUUUUUAAGGGAAAAUAGUUUUUAGAAUUGAUUUUUAAAAAUAGAGAAAACAAUAGUUGUUUGGAUAUGAAGCAAUUGCAGAAUUAGAAGGCUUUUCUCUUUCUGCUUUUUAUUCUGGGCCAUGCUCUAAAUUAGAGCUCCAGUUUCAGGCAUGUAGUAAUUUCUGGAUUGCAAAAGCAUGAGGAAUACCUGGACCUUUUUAAAUCAGUUGUACCUGGAUUGUUAAAAGGUUGAUUGGCCUGAAUCUAACAAAUAUAAUAGUGGUACCCUUAAAAAUCAGCUUUGUGGAUAGGUUUGAUGCUGUACUUGUUGAAGUAGCUUAAACUGUGGUUUAUGAAGAAGUCACUUAAAACUGGAUUAAUUUUUUUUUUAAUUUACAAAUUGUGCUUAUGCCUCCACUCUUUUACGCAAAUGCCUUUGGUCAUUGGGAUCAACCAGUAUGGACACAGUACAAAUGUUUUCUUUAUAUUUAAAGUAUCUAAAACUUAAUUAUUCCAUUGAAUCACUAGAACUUUUACUAUUAGUAAUGUUCACUUUUCAGUCUGUGAUGAUUCCUAAACCUACAUUGCAUGGUGUCUGAAAUAAGAAUUUUCUAUUGAAGUAUAUUAUGGUGCACCUGUUAGAGGUGCUGUCAUAUUAAGGUUUUUUUACUUUUACUUUGGCUGACCAAGUAGUUUCUAAUAGUUGAAGCUAUUACAUUGCUGAGUUGAACAUUGGAGAAAUUAAUUUUCCCAGAUAUUGAAAUUGUAAACAGUUUUGAAAAUUUUUUCUAGAAACACUGUAUAAGAUACUGCCAUCAAUAACUCCUUACAAACUGACAAAUAAAGUGUCCUAUAGUAUUGUA
Messenger RNA from Colius striatus (speckled mousebird), 1578 nucleotides. RefSeq names its product Bet1 golgi vesicular membrane trafficking protein (gene BET1). Lineage: Eukaryota; Metazoa; Chordata; Aves; Coliiformes; Coliidae. The transcript has 4 exons. Gene Ontology annotation, molecular function: SNAP receptor activity. Gene Ontology annotation, cellular component: Golgi trans cisterna; SNARE complex. Gene Ontology annotation, biological process: endoplasmic reticulum to Golgi vesicle-mediated transport; vesicle fusion with Golgi apparatus. The record is from RefSeq and is a predicted model, not a curated record. The coding region runs from base 158 to 499 and encodes 113 amino acids.